This is a messenger RNA of Dipodomys spectabilis (banner-tailed kangaroo rat), 1631 nucleotides long. RefSeq names its product parafibromin-like. The coding region runs from base 1 to 1596 and encodes 531 amino acids. Gene Ontology annotation, biological process: transcription elongation by RNA polymerase II; positive regulation of transcription elongation by RNA polymerase II. Lineage: Eukaryota; Metazoa; Chordata; Mammalia; Rodentia; Heteromyidae. The transcript has a single exon. The record is from RefSeq and is a predicted model, not a curated record. Gene Ontology annotation, cellular component: Cdc73/Paf1 complex. Gene Ontology annotation, molecular function: RNA polymerase II complex binding.
AUGGCUGACGUGCUCAGUGUCCUGAGACAGUACAAUAUCCAGAAGAAGGAGAUUGUAGUGAACGGAGAUGAGGUGAUCUUUGGCGAGUUCUCCUGGCCCAAGAAUGUGAAGACCAACUACACGGUUUGGAGGCCCGGAAAGGAAGACCAGCCCAGAGAAUACUACACAUUGGAAUCCAUCUUAUUUCUGCUUGAUAAUGUGCACCUUGCUCAUCCACUUUACGUUCGACGUGCAGUCUCGGAAAAUAUCCCUGCGGUUCGAAGACCUGACCGAAAAGAUCUCCUCGGCUAUCUCAAUGGUGAAGCGCCAACAUCGGCAAGUAUAGACCCAGGUGCGCCCCUGGAAAUAGGAGUGCAGAGAUCCACUCAAGUCAAACGACCUUCACAGGAAGUUCCACCCGAAGCAAAGAAACCACGAAAUGAGGAGGUAGAGCCCAUGUGCCCGGCAAAAGAGAGACUGGCUGCUCUGCUGCAGGGCCAUAAAGAAGGAAUUGUGAAGACUGAGCAGAUCAGGGCUUUAUCUGAAGCAAUGUCAGUGGAAAAGAUUGCCUCGAUCAAAGCCAAAAUCAUGGCUAAGAAAAGAGCAACUAUCAAGACUGAUCUCCAUGAUAUGACUCCCCGGAACCAGAAAUACAGAAGCUCUGUAGAUGGUGAAGUGGACGCGACCCAAGAUAUUAUCAGCAGAGAGAGGGUGGGGAGGACGCGGACAACUAUCUUGCAGAGCACAAGAAUGGACUUUUCCAAUAUUUUUGCAAUUCUUCGAUCUGUAGAAGCCAGAGAAGAAAGGCAGGCACCUGACCAGCGACCAGCUCCACUGGCAGCGCCUGUGGAUCCCACCUUGCAUACUAAGCGGCCUAUGCCAACAGCCUACAACAGAUAUGACCAGGAAAGAUUCAAAGGGAAAGAAGAAAUUGAAGGCUUUACAAUUAACACGACAGACACCUACCAUGGCCGGACACUGAAGUCUGUAAGGGAAGAAGUAUCGGCUCCUAAGGCUCACACUCCAGUAGCCCAGCCUGUCCCAAGACCCAUUUCUCCAGCAAGACUUCCCCCAAAUCAGAAGAAAGCAUCACAGACACCCAUUAUCAUAGUACCUGCAACUACCACUUCUUUAAUAACCAUGCUGAAUGUGAAAGACCUUCUGCAGGAUUCAAAAUUUGUCCCACCGCUUGAAAAGAAGAAACAAGGUUGUAAACCACAGAAUCAAACGCUGGUACACAGGACAAAAGGUCAGAUGGGGGCAGAGGGUGCUGCAGUUUGGCUCACAGUACCUUAUAAAGUGGUCGACCAGCCCCUUCAACUUGGGCCUCAAGACUGGGACCAGGUUGUGGCAGUGUUUGUUCAAGGUCCUGCUUGGCAAUUCAAAGGCUGGCCAGGGCUUAUGCCUGAUGGAUCACCAGUUGGCAUAUUUGCUAAAAUUAAAGCCUUCCACCUCAAGUAUGAGGAAGUUUGUCUAGAUCCCAAUGUCCAGAAGUGGGAUGUGACAGUAUUAGAAGUCAGCUCUCACAAACGGCAUCAGGACAGAGUAGUGUUCUUGCAGUUCUGGGAAGCAUUGGAUGUGUAUAUGAGGAAGCAUAAAUCCCACUUGAAAUUCUGAAUUAUUUGGUUCCUCCUUCUCUGAAAAGCUGGAUA